UUCAGCUUAAAUACCAUGUCUUCGGUCUCCAUAUUCACCAGUUCACUUCUGUCCACAGUCGUCGAAUACUUUGACAAAACAACAACAAAACACCACUAAAAUGGCCGCUAAGUUCGUCAUCCUCGCCGCUUGCGUGGCUACCGCUCUCGCCCAAUACUCUGCCCCGGCCUACAAGCCAGCUUACUCGGCACCGGCUUACUCCGCACCAAAGGCUUACGCUCCAGAACCCGCAUACGCCCCAGCCCCAUACAACUUCGAAUACAGCGUAAACGACCCACACACCUACGACGUCAAGAGCCAAUCUGAAUACAGCGACGGCAACGGUUACGUCAAAGGAUCCUACAGCCUUUUGGAAGCCGAUGGUUCCACCCGUACCGUCGAAUACACCGCUGACGACUACAACGGUUUCAACGCCGUCGUCAAGAACGAAGGUGGAUACAAGGCCCCAGCCUACUCCGCACCGGCCUACAAGCCAGCAUACUCUGCCCCAGCCUACUCCGCACCAGCCUACAAGCCAGCUUACUCUGCACCAGCUUACUCUGCACCAGCCUACGCUGCCCCAGCUUACCCAGCACCAGCAUACUCUGCCCCGGCCUACAAACCAGCAUACAAACCAGCAUACAUGAUCGUUUUCGUUACAUGUCUGUCAUCCGUCCUGGCUCAAUACGUCGUACCGGCAUACCCCGCUUACCACGUGACAUCGGCAAAAGCUUACGUACCGGUAGAACCCGUCAACGUGCCGACGCCGUACAACUUUGGGUAUAGCGUGAACGACCCAAGCACUUACGACGUCAAGAGCCAGGCUGAGUCCAGCGACGGCAACGGUAACGUAAAAGGCUUUUACAGCCUUUUGGAAGCCGACGGUUCAACGCGCACCGUCGAGUAUACCGCCGACGACUACAACGGGUUCAACGCUGUCGUCAAGAAGGAAGGGAAAAAUUACCUUCGAUACUUCUGUAUAAAUACUCUACAUUCGAUGAGGAUUAUCACCAGUUACUUCUCUCUUGUUCAUUUGAUCAAAUCAAAAAAUAAAAAAAAAAACACAUCAAAAAUGGCCGCUAAGAUGAUCAUAUUCGCUGCCUGUGUGGCCACCACACUCGCCCAAUACGCUGCCCCGGCUUACCCAGCACCCGCUUACUCAGCACCAAAGGCUUACGCCCCAGAACCCACAUACGCCCCGAAACCAUACAGCUUCGAAUACAGCGUAAACGACCCACACACCUACGACGUGCACAGCCAAUCCGAAUACAGUGACGGAUACGGCAACGUCAAAGGAACUUACAGCCUUUUGGAAGCCGACGGUUCCACCCGCGUCGUCGACUACACCGCUGACUCCUACGGAUUCAACGCUGAAGUCAAGAAAAUCGACGGUGGAUACAAGGCCCCGUACAGCGCCCCAGCUCCAGCCUACAAAUCUGCCCCAGCCUACAAGCCAGCUUACUCCGCACCGGCUUACUCCGCACCAUCUUACUCCGCACCAUCUUACUCCGCACCAGCUUACUCCGCACCAGCUUACUCAGCACCCGCAUACUCUGCACCAGCCUACAAACCAGCCCCAUACAAGGCAUAUUUCGAAAACAACAGAACUACCAAGCACACACAGAACAACUCAAAAAAUUCAAAUAAAAUGGCAGCCAAGAUGAUCAUAUUCGCCGCUUGCGUGGCUUCCGCUCUCGCUCAAUACUCUGCCCCAGCUUACAAGCCAGCGUACUCAGCGCCCGCUUACUCGGCACCAAAGGCUUACGCCCCAGAACCCUCAUACCCACCCACACCGUACAACUUCGAAUACAGCGUAAACGACCCACACACCUACGACGUGCACAGCCAAUCCGAAUACAGCGACGGCAACGGCAACGUCAAAGGAACUUACAGCCUUUUGGAAGCCGACGGUUCCACCCGCGUCGUCGACUACACCGCUGACUCCUACGGUUUCAACGCCGAAGUCAAGAAAAUCGACGGUGGAUACAAGGCCCCGUACAGCGCACCGGCCUACAAGCCAGCUUACUCCGCACCAGCUUACUCUGCACCAGCCUACGCUGCACCAGCUUACCCAGCACCCGCAUACUCUGCACCGGCCUACAAACCAGCCCCGUACAAGGCAUACUAAUAAAUCUCAAUCCACCCUCGAGCUAUGGCGCUGUUUAUAAAAACCAUCAUACAGUCAUAUUGAUUAUGAUAACAUUAUUUUCAUUGCCUGUUCAUAAACCA
Messenger RNA from Melanaphis sacchari, 2208 nucleotides. RefSeq names its product adhesive plaque matrix protein-like. Gene Ontology annotation, cellular component: extracellular matrix. The record is from RefSeq and is a predicted model, not a curated record. Lineage: Eukaryota; Metazoa; Arthropoda; Insecta; Hemiptera; Aphididae.